UAACAGUGUGACAGAAUUCAUUUGUGAUUUCUGUCCUCAUCCCUCUUAUCAGUGUCAAGCUGCAUGAGGAGCCCAUGGAUGAACCAGAGAUCAGAGAGAUGGACCCUCCUCCUGAGGAGAGAGCCCCCAUAGAGAAUAGACCAGACUCCCCUGUGUCCAAGAGAGUGAAGUGGUCUAUGGAUCAUCCAGCACCAUCCAGAGAGACGGAUCCUCCUCCCGCGGAGAGUGUCCAGUUGGGGGCAUCAGACACACAAAAAAUGAAAACAGAGCAGAGGGACACUGCAGAACACAGUGUCCAGCAGGGAGCAUCGGACACACAGAACCUGACAACGGGCAAGACCAAGAUAGACACUGCAGAUCACAGAUUGACACCAGAGGAGGCAGAGCUCAGGUCCUUUCUGAAGGAGAAGUGUCAACAUCUGGUUGAAGGAGUGCCACAUCAGGGAGACUCCAGACUCCUCUACGACGUAUACACAGAACUCUACAUCACAGAGGGGGGGAGUGCAGGGGUCAAUGAAGAACAUGAGGUCAGACAGAUAGACAGAGCAUCCUGUAGUGAAGAAGGAUAUGACAGACCAAUCAAAUGCAGUGACAUGUUUAAACCCUUAUGUAGAGAGAGUAGAGAAGUAGGAUAUGACAGACCAAUUAAAUACAGUGACAUUUUUAAACCCUUAUAUAUAGAGAGAGCACCCAUGUCUGAUGAGUCUGAUGAUAUUGAGUCAGAGGAGGAGUAUGAAAAUAUUGAGGGAGAGGAGGGUUCUGAUGAUAGUGAGGGAGAGGAGGAUUCUGCUGACAGACCAAUCCAUUGUAGUGGCAUCUUUAGACCCUUAUAUCCACAAAGGGGUCUUCGGCAACACAAACCCAUCAGAGUAGUACUGACAAAGGGAGUGGCAGGCAUUGGAAAAACCGUCUCUGUGCAGAAGUUCAUUCUGGACUGGGCUGAAGGAGAAACCAAUCAGGACAUUCACUUCAUUUUUCCUCUUCCUUUCCGAGAGCUGAACCUGAUGAAGAAAAUAAAACUCAGUCUGGUAGAGCUUAUUCAACACUUUUUCCCACAAAUUGAAGAUCUGAAAGUGCUCUCCGGUUCUGAGUACAAAACUCUGUUCAUUUUUGAUGGUCUGGAUGAGUGCAGACUUCCUCUCAAUUUCUGUUCCAAGCCCAGGUGUUGUGAAGUGACAGAGCCAGCCUCAGUAGAUGUACUUCUGACCAACCUCAUCAAUGGGAACCUACUUCCCUCUGCUCUCGUCUGGAUCACCACCCGACCAGCAGCAGCUGGUCAGAUCCCCCCUGAGUGCGUGGACCAGGUCACAGAAAUAAGGGGGUUCAACGACCAACAAAAAGAUGACUACUUCAAGAAGAGAAUCAGUGAUGAGAACUUGGCUAUGCGAGUCAUCAGACACCUGAAGUCAUCCAGAAGCCUUUACAUCAUGUGCCACAUUCCAGUUUUUGCCUGGAUUUUGGCUGCUGUUGCAGAGAGAACAUCAGAGAGAGGAGAAAUGCCAAGGACUCUCGCUCAAAUGUACACUCACUUCCUGAACAUUCAGACUUGCAUCAAGAAAGAGAAGUACACAGAGAGAAGAGAGACAGACGAAGAGAUGGUUUUGAAACUGGGGAAACUGGCUUUCCAACAGCUGGAGAAGGGCAAUCUGAUCUUUUAUGAGGAAGACCUAAGGGCGAGUGGCAUUGAUGUCACAGAAGCAUCUCUGUACUCAGGAUUGUGUACACAGAUCUUCAGAGUGAAGGCUGGGCUGUGCCAUGGGAGAGUGUUCAGCUUUGUGCAUCUGACCAUCCAGGAAUUCCUUGCAGCAUUAUAUGUGUUUCUCUGCUUCCGCAACAGUGCCAGAAACAAACCGCACCAACAUCAACCUUCUCAUCUCUCUGCUCUUUUCAGAGCUGCAACACUUGAAGACCUACACAAGACUGUAGUGGAUCUGGCCUUACAGAGUCAGAACGGACACCUGGACCUUUUCCUACGCUUCCUUCUGGGCCUCUCACUGGAGUCCAAUCAAAAGCUCUUAAGACACUUAAGGUCACAGAUCAAUAGCGAGCCACAGAGCUUAGGGCAAACAGUUCAGUAUGUCAAGGAUAAGAUAAGACAUGAGAGUGAGUCUGAUAGAAAGAUCAACCUGUUCUACUGUCUGAAUGAGCUUAAUCAGCAUGCUGUAGUGGAGUGCAUUGACAGGAGCUCAGGAGCUCUGUCUGUGGAGAUGCUCUUACCAGGCAAGUGGAUGACUAGAAAGUUUAGAUUUGAGUUAUCUGAAGAGCAGCGGGAUGGGUUUGACCUGCAGAAGUACAUAAAGACACCAGAAGAGGAUCUGACUGAUCUCCUCAGACCAGAUGACAUCCUCAAGAAGCUGAUGCCAGCCCUUUCAUCAGCACUGCUGGUGGGGUGUUCCCUCACAGAGAAGAGUUGUGCUGCAAUAGCAGCUGCUGCCAGAUCAACCUCCUGCAGUUUGAAGUGGCUACAGCUCAGUUGGAAUGAGCUUCGUGAUGAAGGCGUUCAGCAUCUCUCAGACCUCCUCAAGAAUCCUCAGUGCAAACUGGAGACACUAGAGCUGAUGGGAUGUUCCCUCACAGAGAAGAGUUGUGCUGCAAUAGCAGCUGCUGCCAGAUCAACCUCCUGCAGUUUGAAAUGGCUACAGCUCAGUUGGAAUGAGCUUCGUGAUGAAGGCGUUCAGCAUCUCUCAGACCUCCUUAAGAAUCCUCAGUGCAAACUGGAGACAUUAGAGCUGGAGGAUUGUUCCCUCACAGAGAAGAGUUGUGCAACAAUAGCAGCUGCUGCCAUAUCAACCUCCUGCAGAUUGAAGAGACUACAGCUCAGUGAGAAUCAGUUUCAUGAUACAGACAUUAAGCAUCUCUCGGACCUUCUCAAGAAUCCUCAGUGCAAACUGGAGACACUAGAAGUGGGCAGUCAUUCCGAUGGUUCACUUCGUGUCUUGAUAAGGGAGAUUCCAGCAGCAGCAGCCUACAGUAGCAGCUCCCUCUCCUCAGAUGAUGCAGAGCUGUACCUCACACACAACACCCAGAAGCAUCCAGGAGCACAGCGGUUCUCUCUUCACACUCCCACGGAAGAUGGCCCCAGUGAUGACACACAGAAGGGCUGUGAAUGCUGUGCUGACGUUCCAGACACCAGUCACUGGGUCCUGGUGGAGCCUGACGUCUCCACAGAGAAGAGCAUCUCAACCUACAGCCUGAGCUCUGCUGCAGGGAGCUAUGAGUGCUCAGAGUCCAGGCUGCGUUUGUCGUGUGGUGGUCCAGUCACCCUGCAGUAUCGCUUCAUGGACUGGUACGUGUUCGCUGAUGAGCUAGCAAACAUGCAAUGCAGUCCAGCGGGUCCUCUGAUGGACAUCAAGCUCAUGUUAGGAGAGGUGAAGGAUAUCCACCUGCCUCAUUUCCUGUGUUUAGGAGGGUGUCAGUCUGCUCUGAAAAAUGUGGUGAAGGUUCUGCAUCAGCAGGGUGGUGGAGUGUAUCUGGAGACAUGUGAGCUGAGUCGCUCCCAUACCAGGCUGGUGAACCCCUCCUUCUCUAUUUUUGGUAACGUUUUUUCUGACAUCACUUCCUGGCUAUUUGGCAACUUGGCGGUGCAUGCCAAGGUGCUUGUGUACCGUCAGAGCAGCAUUUCUCACCAGGAGUUCCGCUGCUACCUGUUGCCUGAGGAUCCCCAUCUGAAAGACAAGGUGAAGGAAGAAGAGAAGGAGUUUGGGGGUGAUCGACAGCCUUGUCCGCACCCAAAGAAUUCUCUUUGGAUCAAUAAAUUCUACAGCCUGUGUGCAGAUCAGUCUACUGAUUGCAUCCAUACAAUCAACCCAAAUGAGCUGAAGCUGAGGUACUGUAGGGACCUCCCCGAACUCUUCCAGGUGAAGCUUCCUGAACCAGCCCCUGCCUCCCUCCACCUGCAGCUAUUCAGCUCAGCCAGCAGGGGGCAGCAGGCCGUGUGGAGCGCAGAGUUCCAGACUGCCACAGUAGGCAGGCAGACCAGGAGCAGAGACCUGACAGAAGCGCAACAGGCAGUUGGGCAAGCAGAGAUCGAGGAGACAGUGCCCCCUCCUCAGGGCACCGCACAUGCCUCCAGCCGAGGUCUCGUCUCCACCCUCCCCCGUGGAGCUGAGCCUGCUGACACCCACACUGCUGUGGACCAGGCUAUGGACCGUCAAGACGUUCAGACACCAGAGUGCUCAAGCAGAGCCCUGAAGUCGAGCGCCAGGACACAGACUGUGGACCUCUUCAGUACGUUUGAUGAGUUGCGGUGUAAGGAGCUGAAGCUGUUCAAGGCAUAUCUGUCUGAGAAGAUCAUGGAGGGCUGUGAGCCCAUUCCCAGAGGACAGCUGAAGCUGUGUGAUGAGACAGAGCUGGCCUCUAAGAUGACAGAGAGAUAUGGGAAAGAAGGGGCUGUGAGAAUGACUCUGACCAUCUUGAGGAAAAUGGAGCUUAACAACCUUGCCAGCACACUAGAGUGUAAUAAACACAUUACCAAGGAUGCUUCCGGCCAAGGUCUUGUUUCUACCCCUCCCAGUGAACCGGACUCUGCUGACACCCACACUGCUGUGGACCAGGCUAUGGGCCGUCAAGACGUUCAGACACCAGAGUCCUCAAGCAGAGUCCUGAAGGACAACGUGGAUGUAGCAGACUUCCUCAAGAGGAAGAUGUCAGAUCUCAUCCAGAGAGUGACCAAUGUGAUGCAACUGGCAGAUGGGAUGCUGUCUGAAGACUUGAUCUCAGCAGAGCAGUACAGAGCGAUUGACGCAAAGCUCACAGACCAGGACAAGAUGAGAUGCAUCUUCGAUGCCCUGCGUUCCUGUGGUCCUACACAGAGGAAGAAGUUCUUCAGUAUCCUCCAGCAUCUGCACCCUUCCCUCCUGCAAGAGUUGGGCUGGCGUUGAGAAGACAUUCACUUCACUGAUCUGCUGAAAUAGUUAUUUCAAGUACAGGGUAUUGGUUACAGUCCCUGGAGCGGUGUAGGGUUAGGAGCCUUGCUCAAGGGCACCUCAGCCAUGGAGUGAGAUAGGGAGUGGACGGCUGAGAUUCAAACCUGCAACCCUCUGGUGUAAAACCCCAUCACCUUGACCACUAGGCCACAGCUGCCCCACUCAGUGCACUCACUUCAGUGAUCUGCUAUGAGAGUUGGGAUGGCAUUGAAAUGGUUGGGAAGAAAGGCUGUGAGCCAAAUACUUCCAGUGUUCCCAAAUUAGCGACUUUGUCACUAGAUUUAGCGACUUCUUGACGGCCCUAGCGACAAAAAACCUCAUCUAGCACCUUUAGUGACUUUUUGGUGCAUCUGACGACUUUUUAAAACGUGCAUUUUCAGUGACAAAUUCAUUGUUUUUCCACAUAAUUCUGACUCUGCGCCGCCGUCAGAAGCAUUUCCCAUGGUUAAGCAGGGCUGCAGAUUAGCUAUGAUCUCCAAAAAGUAUCUAGCACCGCCUAUUUCUACUGUGGACGAAGGCAUAUGGGCACGUUUUCUGUACAUCAGCGCAAUCUUCCAAGUUUCCAAUGUUCCAAAGAUUUCCUGUGUAAACCAAUUAUAGUGUGUACAGAUGCACUGUGAAUUACAAAGAUACACACAUAAUGUAGCGUUUAUGUACUGUACGUAUAUAUAUAUAUAUAUAUAUAUAUAUAUAUAUAUGUAUAUAUAUAUAUAUAUAUAGAAUGUUAGGAGUCCAAGUUGGUGUCAAUGGUUUGGAGUCUUGGAAAGGACAUUGAAAGAGGGACCACAAAUCAGUUCAAACUCAGAAAAAGUGAAGAAUGAUAAUAAAUACUUCUGACUGUAUCAUGUAAUUCCGAAUGCUUUCAAUAUGUUUUGUUUGAACUUCAGGAUUAUGGGAAGCAGAGCUCGCUUCCAUCGCCAUAGUGACUAUGAGCUGAUAUUUACUUGCUGUGCAGAGACAUUCAACAUUUGUAAAUAUAUAUAUAUUCUUUAAAUAAAAUGUGUUAAACAAAUGUGUUGUGAAGGAGUGCUUGUAAGUGUUUGGUAUGUU
Molecule: messenger RNA, 5975 nt
Organism: Engraulis encrasicolus (European anchovy)
Lineage: Eukaryota; Metazoa; Chordata; Actinopteri; Clupeiformes; Engraulidae
Product: NACHT, LRR and PYD domains-containing protein 1-like
Exons: 14
Coding region: 75-4880 (1601 amino acids)
Biological process (GO): regulation of apoptotic process; intracellular signal transduction
Molecular function (GO): protein binding
Source: RefSeq, a predicted model, not a curated record